Paramecium tetraurelia is the source of this 1446-nucleotide messenger RNA. RefSeq lists its product as uncharacterized. Gene Ontology annotation, biological process: autophagy; autophagosome organization; peptidyl-serine phosphorylation. Gene Ontology annotation, molecular function: protein serine/threonine kinase activity; ATP binding; calcium ion binding. The transcript has 7 exons. The record is from RefSeq and is a predicted model, not a curated record. NCBI's taxonomy places the organism in Eukaryota, Ciliophora, Oligohymenophorea, Peniculida, Parameciidae. Gene Ontology annotation, cellular component: cytoplasm; autophagosome.
AUGGGAGAUAAGAGGAUUGAUAAAUACCUAUUCAAUAUCAAUCACAAGAUUGGAGAGGGAUCUUAUGCAACAGUCUACAAAGGAGUCAACGAAAAAACAGGAGAGAAAGUAGCCAUCAAAAUGCUUAAUAAAUCCGUCAUUAAUGCGGAUGAUUACUUAAGAGAAGGAUUAAUAUAGGAAAUCAAAAUUAUGGGAAAGUUGAAAAGUCCAAAUAUUGUCUAGCUUUUAGAUGUUAUGGAAACUUCAAAUAAUUAUUAUAUAGUUUAGGAAUUUUGCGAUGGAGGUGACUUUGAUGAAUUUCUCAAAAAAAAGAAAAAUCUAACAGAAAAAGAAGCCAUUAAAUUUUUAGUCGAUGUCUUAACUGGCUUCACAUAACUCAUUAAAAAUGGAAUCAUCCAUAGAGAUUUGAAACCUGCCAAUAUCUUACUAGAUAAAACAACCUAUAAAUUAGCCGAUUUUGGGUUUGCAAAAUGCGUUGACAAUUUCAAAAAAGACAUGAUGUCCUCAAUGGUUGGAACUCCCUUAUAUAUGAGUCCCUAAAUCUUAGAUCACAAAAGAUACAACUCCAAAACCGAUGUCUGGAGUAUUGGAUUCAUCUUUUAUGAAGCCCUCUUUGGAAAAACCCCAUGGACUGCAAGAUCUCCUCCAGAAUUACUAAAGAAUAUCAGAACAUAACCAUUAAAGUUCCCGACUGAUAAAAUACCAAUCUCUCAAGAAACUCAAGAUUUAAUUAUCGGUUGUCUAUAGGCCGAUGAAUCUAAAAGACUAUCAUGGGAGGAAAUAUACAAGCAUCCUGCAGUUGCCUAGUACUUUUAGGAUAUUGUUAAGGGGAAUUCCAAAUUGGAAGACAAAGCAUAAUACUUGAUAAACGAUAUUAGACAAAUGAUUAUAAAGGAUAAAUUGGACAUCACCUAAUUGUUCACAGAAUUAGAUAUGUCGAAGGAUAAAGCCCUGGAUGUGAAUGAAUUAGGUCGAUUCUUAACUAGAGUUGAUAAAGAUAUCUAAAGGGAUGAAAUCGAAUAUAUAUUUAAUAAGUUUGAUGAGGACGGGAGCAAUUCAAUAGAUUUCGAAGAGUUCAAAAAGUGGUUGGAAGAUAAUUCUAUUCAAGUCAAACAAGAAAAACAGGUUAGAGAUAGAGCAAAAAAAUAAUCUAUCUUAGGAAAAAAUACUGUGGAAGAACGUGCUAAUUAUGUGAUAGAAAAACUCAAGCUUUCUAUUAUCAAAUACAACAUUCAACUUAUUGAUUUGUUCAAAAAAUUUGAUAAGUCUGCAGAUUUGAGAUUAGAUUUAAAAGAAAUGGGGUAAAUGUUGAAAAGAAUUGAACCAAGCAUCAAUGAAGAUGAAACUCGCGCAGUCUUCGAUUUCUUUGAUAUCAAUAAAGACGGCGAAAUCACAUUCUAAGAGUUUAAGACUAAUUUAUAAGAGUGCAUAGUUCAGAAAAAAUGA